AUGAAAAUAAAAGAAGAAGAAAAAAUUUUAAUUGAUAUCUAUAAAGUAUUAAAUAUGUCUACUCUUGUAAGAAGAAAAUUAAUCAGAAGUAAUUUAUAUACUAGCUUUAACCAAUCACCACAAGAAGUUAAAAUAAUAAAGCAAAAAACUUUUCUUCUUCCACAAAAAGUUGAUGAUAAGCUUACUAUUGUUUUUGAUUUAGAUGAAACACUUAUUCAUACUCAUGUAACUUCACAAAAUCUUAGUGAUGAUUUAAUUACAAUAGAGUUUCAAGGAAAACAAUAUUUUGUUUCAGUACGUCCUGGUGCUCGAGAAUUAUUAAAAAGCCUGGCAGGGAAAUAUGAAUUAAUAUUAUUUACUGCAUCAACUGAAGGUUAUGCAACUCAGAUAAUCAAUAAUUUAGAAAGAGAUGGACAAAUAUUUGAUUAUAAACUGUAUUGUCAUAAUUGUAAAGAAAAAUUUGGACAACUCUUUAAAGACGUUCACAAAUUAGGAAGAGACCUUGAUAGAGUUUUAAUAUUUGAUGACAGUACUAUUGUUUGGACAACAUCUGAGAAUUUAUUUGUUUGUAAACGUUAUGAAGGAGGGAAUGAAGAUAAUGAAAUUGAAACAAUAAAAAAGGUUAUUGAAGAAUUUAAACGAACAAGGAGUUCUCAAAGUGUUGUCAGGUUUAUUUUAUAA
Molecule: messenger RNA, 681 nt
Organism: Entamoeba histolytica HM-1:IMSS
Lineage: Eukaryota; Evosea; Mastigamoebida; Endamoebidae
Product: nuclear LIM interactor-interacting factor 3
Exons: 1
Coding region: 1-681 (226 amino acids)
Molecular function (GO): phosphoprotein phosphatase activity
Source: RefSeq, a predicted model, not a curated record